AACCGGAAGCGGAAAUAGCGAGGGAGCGGUUGACAGCUGCUGGAUAUCAUCAGAAGGGGUUCUCGAACAAAACAAUUCAAUUGUGCAGAAAUGGAGCUGUGUGAAAUAUUAUACAACAAGGCUGAAUACAUCGAGACGGCAUCAGGCAACAAAGUCAGCAGACAGUCGGUGCUUUGCGGCAGUCAAAACAUCGUCCUCAAUGGAAAAACCAUCGUGAUGAAUGACUGUAUCAUCAGAGGAGAUCUUGCUAAUGUCAGAGUUGGGCGCCACUGUGUCAUUAAAAGCCGUAGUGUGAUCAGACCACCGUUUAAGAAAUUCAGCAAAGGAGUGGCUUUCUUCCCCUUGCAUAUUGGGGACCAUGUGUUUAUAGAGGAGGACUGUGUUGUCAACGCUGCUCAGAUCGGAUCAUACGUCCACAUUGGCAAGAACUGUGUGAUUGGUCGGCGCUGUGUCUUGAAGGACUGUUGUAAGAUACUGGAUAAUACUGUCCUUCCCCCAGAGACAGUGGUUCCUCCAUUUACAGUUUUCUCUGGCUGUCCAGGUUUAUUUUCAGGAGAGCUCCCUGAAUGUACCCAGGAACUGAUGAUCGACGUUACCAAGAGUUACUACCAGAAGUUUCUCCCUCUCAGCCAGAUCUAGGACUAAACUUCAAUUUGUGCCUCGCUCACUUUUUCAUUCUGGGACCAAAGGAACUAAUAUUCCCCAGCCUUAGGUCACAAUUGUAAAUCUCAAAAUGCUACUUAAUUCUGUUCACAGUUGCAGUAAAAAUCCCCUGCUGUGUUCAUGGCUAUGUUAACAUAGAAUAUAAAAUUUAAGAAUAUGUGUAUUAUACGCAACCACCACAAAUCUCCUGCUUUUCAUGUCAGAAUUUUUAGAUUUCUGUUAAUGUCUCAUACCACUGUCUUGUUUGCGUGGCUGGGAAAAAUAUCACAACACAGUGAUAAGUUGUUAGACUGAAGGACCUUUAUUUAUUGAACAGUACAAUUUCUGCAACACUAAACCUUUUCUGUGUGCAAAGACAGAUUACAGAUGGUAAUAAAUGUUUUGUUUUUUAUAAAGAAAAGAGCAUAUGUACUGACUCA
Rhinichthys klamathensis goyatoka is the source of this 1082-nucleotide messenger RNA. It is a transcript of the gene dctn5, whose product is annotated as dynactin 5. The transcript is spliced from 6 exons. The record is from RefSeq and is a predicted model, not a curated record. The coding region runs from base 91 to 639 and encodes 182 amino acids. NCBI's taxonomy places the organism in Eukaryota, Metazoa, Chordata, Actinopteri, Cypriniformes, Leuciscidae.